Perkinsus marinus ATCC 50983 is the source of this 546-nucleotide messenger RNA. RefSeq lists its product as hypothetical. The coding region runs from base 1 to 546 and encodes 181 amino acids. NCBI's taxonomy places the organism in Eukaryota, Perkinsozoa, Perkinsida, Perkinsidae. The record is from RefSeq and is a predicted model, not a curated record. The transcript is spliced from 5 exons.
AUGAUCCCCAUACCAUCAGCAGGAGGCUCGCACGUCCCAAAUGAGGCUGUACGGCGGAAGUAUCGGCCGGUCCUUUUGGGUCUACUUUUCCUCCAUCUCGCCGUCGCGGGUAUUCGCAUUUACCAACUCCAAAUAGUGAAUGGGGUUAUGAGCCUACUGUGGAUCUCUGGGGCUUAUUACGUGGUGGUCCAAUGGGAGAUGAUGCUGCACUAUAUUACGAUGAUCGGCUUCAUUUUUGGAUUCAACGGAUUCGUCAGUACACUAUACCUCAUUGAGAGGCUGACCAAGGUCAAGGCAGCGCCCAUGUUUUCAUUGCCUAUUGCAGAUUCGUUGCUCGUAGCACAGCCUGUAUUGGACAUCGCAGUGGCUGUAGUGUGCUGGCUGGUUUAUGAAGCCGACAAAGACGGCUAUGCACCUGUUAACGCUGGACCGACAGGGUCGCGUUAUAGUACUACGUACGGCAGCUACUCGGUUUCUGGUGGUCCUACAUUCACGGCCUUCUCUGGUCGUGGUUCGCGACUUGGCUCUGAUAAGGAACAUGUUUAG